GAAACUCGCCCUGAAAAUCCCGCAAACAUGAAAAGAGCAGUAGUAAUUCUCUGGCUCCCCUUGGCAUUCACUAACCUUUAUAUCUUGACAACUUUUUGUCAAAGGACGGACAACUUAACCUUUGUUGUGGCGGUCUUUCGCCAUGGAGACCGUGCUCCCAUUGACACAUACCCCAAUGACCCGCACAAGGAAAAGUUAUGGCCGAAUGGACUCCAACAGCUGACCCAGGAGGGAAUGAGGCAACAAUAUGAACUGGGCCGCUUUCUAAGGAGGCGAUACGAUCAUUUCUUGAGUUCCACGUACAACAGACAAGAGAUCUAUGUUCGCAGCACUGACUAUGACCGGACUCUAAUGAGUGCCCAAGCAAGUUUAGCUGGAUUAUACCCGCCCAAUGGAUCUCAGCUCUGGCACCGAGACAUCCACUGGCAGCCAAUCCCUGUUCACACAGUUCCUGCCUCACAAGAUCGGCUCCUGAAAUUCCCCUCAAAGGACUGCCCAAGGUAUUAUGAGCUAAUGAGGGAGACGAUCCAGCAGCCAGACUAUCAGGACAAAGUAAACAGCUGGAAGGACUUCAUGGAACGAAUAGCAAACUACACAGGUUACAGAGCAGAAACCACUAUCUCUCGUUGGGUCUGGAAGGUCUAUGACACUCUCUUCUGCCAGAAAUCCCACAACAUCAGCCUGCCCUCGUGGGCCACUGCAGAUGUGGUGAAGACCCUGAAAGAGAUCUCUGCUUUUGAUGUGAAGACACAUGUGGAGAUGCACAAGACCAAUGAAAAGGCCCGUCUGACGGGAGGAAUCUUGGUGGAUGCUCUGCUGAGGAACUUCUCGGAUGUGGUAAACAAGUCUUUGCCUCUAAAAAUGCUCAUGUACUCAGCGCAUGACAGCACCCUCAUAGCGUUACAGGGAGCCCUGAAAGUUUACAACGGUUUGCACCCUCCUUAUUCCUCCUGCCACAUAAUUGAAUUCUACAAGGAGGCUGAUGGUACCCACAGUGUAAGAAUGUUCUACCGCAAUGAAACCGUCAGGGAACCGUAUGAGCUGGCGCUGCCUGGAUGUGACUCUCCCUGCCCACUCCUCAACUUCACUCAACUUAUGGCACCUGUGAUUUCAAUGGACUGGAAAAAAGAUUGCGCCUCAGAUGGAUCAUUACAGUACAGAAUUGGUUCUGAAAACAACACUGUUCUGGCUUUGUCCAUCUGUGUGGGAAUCCUUGGACUGACACUCACCGUGAUGCUGUUCUGUGUCUGGAGAACAUACAAACUCCCUGUGAGAAGAUAUCAACGGUAAAUAAACAGUCACCAGCAGUCGAACCUUCUCGUUGCGAUAUGAUUGUACUAUUUGGUUUUUAGACUUUAAAGAGAAAUAAAAGAUUGACUCAG
Xenopus laevis (African clawed frog) is the source of this 1382-nucleotide messenger RNA. It is a transcript of the gene acp4.S, whose product is annotated as acid phosphatase 4 S homeolog. Gene Ontology annotation, biological process: lysosome organization; regulation of neuronal synaptic plasticity; negative regulation of ERBB4 signaling pathway. The record is from RefSeq and is marked provisional. Gene Ontology annotation, molecular function: acid phosphatase activity; receptor tyrosine kinase binding; phosphatase activity. Gene Ontology annotation, cellular component: membrane; postsynaptic membrane; lysosome. Lineage: Eukaryota; Metazoa; Chordata; Amphibia; Anura; Pipidae.